Messenger RNA from Amphibalanus amphitrite, 3165 nucleotides. Its product is annotated as protein bric-a-brac 2-like. Bases 167 to 1408 code for a protein of 413 amino acids. Gene Ontology annotation, molecular function: protein binding. The transcript has 6 exons. Lineage: Eukaryota; Metazoa; Arthropoda; Thecostraca; Balanomorpha; Balanidae. The record is from RefSeq and is a predicted model, not a curated record. Gene Ontology annotation, biological process: regulation of transcription by RNA polymerase II. Gene Ontology annotation, cellular component: nucleus.
UGUGUGGGUUGUGUUGUUUGGUAACGGAACGCCGUUAGAUUCGUUAGAUUUUACAUCGUUGGGUUUCGGUAUCAGUUCCAAUGACUUUCUUAAUCCAUUUAUGACUGACAAAGCGAAUGCGAUAUAACUGCCCGGCCUGAGCACUAGCGUAACUUCACUCGGUACCAUGGCUGCCUCACAGAAGUUUUGUCUCAAGUGGAACAACUUCCAGAACAGUGUAACCUCAGUGUUUGACAGCCUGCGGCAAGAUGAAGAACUGGUGGACAUUACAUUGUGCUGUGAGGGGAGAAAGAUAAAGGCGCACAGGAUGAUGCUGUCAGCAUGCAGUCCUUACUUCAGGGAUCUCUUCAAGGACAAUCCAUGUCAACACCCCCUGUUCUUCUUGAAGGACACUUCAUAUGUAGACAUUGCUGCUGUGAUAGAGUUUGUGUACAAAGGAGAAGUCAAUGUGCUCCAAAGUCAGUUGGCAAGUUUCCUGAAGACAGCAGAGCUGCUCCAGGUCAAAGGACUCUCAGGGGAUGAAGAGGAAGACCAGGUGCCGCGGUCUCAGCCGCCGCCGGCGGGCCGAGAGCGGCCACCGGACCGAUCGCGGCUCGCGUCCGGCCCGCCGCCGCCGCCGCCGCCGGUGCGCCAGCGUCCCCGCGAGUCUGCCGAGCCGCCCGCCUCGCCGCGGCUCAAGCGGCGCCGGCUCUCGGGCUCCUCGGGCAGCCGGCCGGGCUCUCCGUCAGCGGUGAGCGCCGCCCCGCCGCCGCCAGCAGCCGCCGCGGGGCCGCGCGACCCGGCCGCGGACGCGAUGGCCGGACCGCCGGGCGCCGCCCUACCGCCGCCACCACCGCCGCCCGUGUCGGGCGCGGAUUUGGCGGAGCCGCCCCCGCCGCAGCACGAGCCUCCGCCGCCGCCCCAGCCGGCUGCCGGCCGACAGGACUAUGGCAUCAAAGUGGAGAAAAUAGACAUUGCGGACGAUGACGAUGACGUUAGUUUAGAGGCCACGCUGGGUCAGGUGUCAACGUUUGAGGCGUCCCAGUUCGAUGGGUCGGACCACUCGGCAAGUUCAAACGACAUGGCGGGCCUUCUCAGCAGAGUAUCAGAACAAGGCGGCGGCGACCUGCUGGCGGCCGGAGCUUCAGGCGACGACGGAGCAUCGCAAGGUGCCGGCUCCGUGUGCCCAGUGUCCGGGUGCGGCAAGUUUCUGGCCAACAGCGCCCGGCGGAGCGAGCACCUGUCCUGGCACCGCGGCGAGACCGUCUGUGCCGUCUGUGGUAAUUGCUACACCACCAAGAGCAACCUGCGCGAACAUGUCAUUGUACACCACGGCGGUGCUGCACUGGUGGACCGCAGGGGCCGGCCGGUGAUCCAGCCGCCGCCGCCGCCGCCCCCGCCCCCGCCCGGCCGGUUCUACCGGCAGUAGAGGAGGAGGGGGAGGCUGGGGCGGGGACAGAGACGGGUACAUACCAGGAGCAGCUGGUGUAUGUGUGUGCCAAGACGAACUACUUUCUUUUUCUCGUUCUUAUUCCUUUUCGCUCUGUUUUGACUCUCUUGGUUCUUUUUCCGUUUUGAUGCGCUGUGGUUCCUUCAACAAUUCGUCUGGUUCUGUAAUUUAGAUAUAGAGAUACAGAAAGGAGGUGCUUAAUUGUUGCCCUUCCAUGGUUUAUUGUUUAUUGUUUAUUAGGCAUUGUCAGCCACAGGCAAAACCCAAUGACGGCUGAGGUCAAAGUAAAAUAUAAACACGCACACACACACACGCACACACACAAGACACACACUAUUUCAUCACACCUGCCUACGCACAUGCAUAUGCCUAUACCCACCACAGACAAAAAGCCGCGGGACACUUUAAGACAGCAAUAGCUCGUAUAAAAGUGGCAAAAGGCCAAAACACUGAGAUACAAUAAAAAAAAGGAACAAUAAAAUGACACAUGAUCUGUAAAAAAUGCAAAAGAUAAAAGUAAUGCAAACAAUAGCAGCCUACGUCAUACAAGUACCAAGGCCUCGUGCGUAGGCACGGAUGCGCGCGGUGCAGUGGAGACUAGGCUGAAAGAAAUCCUCGUCUGGAUAUUUGUUCAGGAACUCAUUCACUAGUUUCGGGACUCGUACGCCGAGGCCGUUCUUCACCGUAUCAACCCGUCCAAAAGGUACGUUGAACAAGCCCGUCUGCCUAGAGCGCCGGCCAGGAACACGCAGCGAAAACAUAGUCACAAGUAGCCCACAGUCCAGUCGGCCGGCAAACACAGAGCGUAUGAACUUCAAGUCGGUCUGAACAAGUCUAGCUUUGAUGGACAUACAGUGAAAAUGUUGGAGGAGAGACUCAUAGUCCAUCGAGCACCGGCUAUGUGUCUUGGCGCCUAACCACAUCAGGUAACGGUGUUGCAGUCUCUCCAAUCUCGCAAGGUGAGUAGGUGCUGCGCCACUCCAGACGACACUCGCGUAUUCCACAACCGAUCUGACAUGGGCAUUGUACGCCGCCAUGACUGCCCGGUGAUCGAAGUACGGCAGCCGGGUACGGUGUGAGACCUGCAUGCUGCGCAUAAGUAGACCUAGCAUGCGGUUGGCCUUGCUCACACAGGCGUCAACAUGCGCGCCAAAUGUUAGCCUGGAGUCCAGGAUCACACCCAGAUCUCUGAUCUCCGUACACCGCUCGAGUUCGUGACCAUCUAAAAAGUAUGAUGAUGCGAUGGGAGAUGUACGUAAAGUAAAGGUGAUGGUCUUCCAUUUAGCCGGAUUGAGCCUAAGAUGCCAUGUUUUUGACCAGUCACUAAGACGGCUUAGAUCAGCCUGAAGAGAGUUGACGUCCGCUGGACAUUGAAUUCUGUGGAAAAUUUUGACAUCAUCAGCAUAUGACAGUGAGCUGGUCUGAAGUUGAGACGGAAGGUCAGCUACAUAGCAUGUGAAGAGAAUCGGACCGAGAAUGCUGCCUUCCGGAACUCCAGAUUGCACUGGGAUCCAGUCCGAGUGCUUGCCAUCCAGAAUGACCCGCUGAUAGCGGUGGCUUAGGUAAGAAUCAAUCCAGCUAUGGUACCUAUUUUGCGGUUUUUAUUGUUCAUGCUGUUGUUCAGUCACCUUACCCCAUGGAUUCUCAAAUUGGCCACCGUUCAUUUAUCGUCGCUCGGUGCAGCAAAGAGAGAUUAAAACCACAGGAUAAGGUGUCGAGACUUGUGCACUAAUCAA